AUGGAUCGUGUGUUCAGACCUGUCUGGACCAACGAAGCAAGGACAGAAGGUACCCUGGCCUUCAUCCCCCGUGCUGAACGCACCACAGGCCACCGAUCACAUCCAGGUCUGGAGGACAACCAUGCCCAGGACCGUUUCAAGGCUCACCCCACUCUGCAACGCGCACUGGACACACCGGGUCCGCUAUCACUACAGGAUGAUCUUGCAGAGCGCCUUAAUGAGAUCACCAUCACCCAAUCGGAGAACGGUACCCUUGGACUGGCCAGUACAAGGACUUUUCGACGAGCAAUGUUCUCCAAAGUCUACCAGCCCCCGACACCACCACCCCGUCACCCACCAAUGAUCGCACCUCACCCACCGCUGACGCCUGCCUUUUGGAACGAGUUCUGGAAGAACAAGCUCCCUCACAACGCACGCAAUGUCUGGUGGCGCCUGCUGAUCAAUAAGCUCCCGUCUGGUAGUUUCCUCAACUCUAUUCUCCCCGACAUGGUCGAGAGCCCUAUUUGUCGCAUCUGUCAAGUGCACAUGGAGACGAGUCGGCACCUCCUCUUCAGCUGUCCCAAGAAGCUGGAGAUCUGGGAGGGAGCACUCUCGAGAUAUGUGGAGGAAAGAACAUGGACAGCCGACUUCGUCUGCAGCCUUUUUUUCCCCAGCCCAGAGUGCAUUGAACCCCGCGACGGUUUCCCUCUUUUUCUCCUACUCGGCGCCAUCCUGGCCACCGUCUGGAGAUACCACUUUGCUUUCGUUCUCGAAGGCCAGGCCUUCGAACCUCGGAUCGUCCUGGCGGCUGUGGACCUGGCCGUCACCCAGGCUCGAGCCCAGCUGGCGGAGAAAAAACGUCAGAACGAGAAACAACAACCACCACCCCCCGUCGGGCCGCCCCCUGCCGAAACCUUCUUGUACUCUAUCCAUCUUUUUUAG
Messenger RNA from Linnemannia hyalina, 921 nucleotides. Lineage: Eukaryota; Fungi; Mortierellomycota; Mortierellomycetes; Mortierellales; Mortierellaceae. The record is from the annotation of a GenBank genome assembly.